AUGGAAGGUAUAGCCCUGGAUGGUAUCGGCCCAGUAUUCGUUGCCCCAGCUCAGAUCGAGACUGCACCAGAUCCUGGGCAGUCACACCAAAAAGCCCUGUUCACCACAAGCGGGCCGAGACAGUCGACAACGCCUAGUAUAGAUCAAUGCAAACAAAGGGCACGAAGGACCGUGAGGGAAGGAACUAGCGGCCGAGAAGAGUCAAGCAGCAUGCCUUACACUGGCGGAGGGCAGGAGGGAAAAAAAAAGAAAAGAGAGGCGAAGAAUAUCAUGCUGGCUCAGGAACAUGACAAGCGCGGUCCAAACCCUGAUGCGCUGGCAUGGCUUUUCACCAGUGGUCCCGCGCAAAAAAGAUCCAGGACGUCCUGGCCCAUCGGCCACCGUAACGUGGGCCGGCUGUCUAGGCAUGCCUUAGAAGGUGCCAGGGUUGAUGUCGCGCAGAUGAAUCCUGGCAUGGAACCACCAGAGAGAAUUGGUGCUGGCGGGCUUCUUUGUACCAUGAGCCGAUCGUCCCUUCUGGAGGGGAAGCAGGAUGCCACCAAUGAUGGAAGAAAGUCCCGCAUCGCGGAUGCAAUGAUGAGUUGGCAAUUUCGCUUCGUGCGGCGGGGAAUCCAUGCCACUUCGACACGAAGUGAGCAAAGGAUGAGGAGAAAGGAGGAGCACGACCCCGGGGAAUUUGGUGGCCUUUGGCUCCAACUCGACACCCGUUGGGCCACUGCUUCUUCUUCCCUCGUUUGGCUGAUUGACGGGCGCCAGGGGAUAGGGUCAAACGUGGGAGAAGCACAGAUCGAAUGCCCAGUCAAUACUGUCCCCUAG
Aspergillus niger is the source of this 816-nucleotide messenger RNA. RefSeq lists its product as hypothetical. The record is from RefSeq and is a predicted model, not a curated record. Lineage: Eukaryota; Fungi; Ascomycota; Eurotiomycetes; Eurotiales; Aspergillaceae. The transcript has 8 exons. Bases 1 to 816 code for a protein of 271 amino acids.